AUGGAGGAAGAUGAGAGAAACCAGUCCAGCACACUGGAGAAGAUAGUUUCCGAUUUUAACACUACAUUAGAACAAACUAUUGCCGCCUUCAAUGAUAUGAAAGACCAAAUCGCUACUCCACUGGUGUACUUUAACGCUCACUUUCCACAGACCACCAGCCUGUCUACAGGUAAGGUGAUAGUGGACAAGACAGUGGAGAACAACCACGGAAACGGCUACAGCGCCACCACGGGCAAGUAUACCGCUCCAGAACGGGGUCUCUACUUGUUCUUCAUGCACACUUGUACAUCAUCAACUAAAUAUUCUUAUCUCCAGAUAGUGAAGGACGGGUCAGUCCUCAUUAGAAGUGUACAGUAUGAGAAGGAAUCUCUUUCCUGUUCUAAUAGUCAGGUGUUUGUUCAGCUUGAUGUAGGCGAAACUGUCUGGGUACAAUGUUCCAGUGGGAGCUCAAGCAGACAACUGAAUGAGAAUAGUUCGUACCGUUGGACCAGUUUUGGUGGUGCUCUCAUUCACAACUGA
Mya arenaria is the source of this 519-nucleotide messenger RNA. RefSeq names its product complement C1q-like protein 4. The coding region runs from base 1 to 519 and encodes 172 amino acids. Gene Ontology annotation, molecular function: protein binding. The record is from RefSeq and is a predicted model, not a curated record. Lineage: Eukaryota; Metazoa; Mollusca; Bivalvia; Myida; Myidae. The transcript has 2 exons.